GUUGCCGCUCUCAGCGGGCGGCUCGUCGUGCGUUAGUUGAUUGUGAACGUUGCUGCUGGUUGGAACGUCCGGCCGCAUGCCGUUUGGGGUUUGAGCGUUUUGUCGAUGUUGACAUCGUAGUAAGGCCGCUCGUCCGUGCGUAUGUGGCAACACCGCUUACGUUUGUGUACGUGUGUUUGGCGGUUCAACUUGAAAGCGCAUGCAGCAUCGUUACGAUACUACUAAAAGUGAUCAAAAGUCGCUCAAAAAUUGAUCUCACCCGGUGAUCGACAGUGCUAGCUAAGGGAAUAGAUAUUUUAUUCCAGAUGUGCUUGCUUUCUAAGUGGUGUGCAUAAAAAUGCUGUGAUCAUUGAUCAUGUAACCGUGAAAAAAUAAAAGUGAUGUUUGAAAAGCAGUGUAUUGAUGUAACAUAGUGGCAGAUUUUUGAAUUAGUGAAUGAAUUAAAAUAAUUUAAAAAAAACCUGUUGUGAAACAUAGCAAUUAUUACUCUCUGUGUGCACUAGUGGAUAAAGCUUUCUCUGGUAAUUGGAUUACUGAAAUAUUGCAUACAUUUUAACAAACCAUUCACGUUUACAAUUACAAUGAAAGUGAUGAAUAGCUACGAAGUAAACAGAAAACACCCGUUCCAAUACAACUAAAUUUGCGCUUGUAAAAUAUUAGCUGCAGUUAUAAAGCGUAGGCAAAGUUAUUUAAAAAAUCACCGUGUUUAUCAAUCCUCCUCUGAUCGCGGCAACACCCAGCUGCAGAUAACUACUUACGUACGUGUUGCACCGCACUAGGCGCUUUUAUAGUAGACGUGUGUGCUAGUGUAUUGAUGUGAUUGUGCAAUCUCAAGCGAGUGUAUCGGUGAGUGGUGAUCGUGCGCAAUAGAAAGCUUCCUCUGUUACACAGUAGCCAUUAUCGCCCGCAUCCGGAGUCACAUCGUACCACUGAUGAUUACUACGGCUUAGUGAUCCUGGCCGUUUGUUUUGCUGGAGCCUCCAUAUAUGGUGCGUGCUCAGUGUGUUUGUUCGAGUGUUUGUGUGUGUGUGUGUGUAUGUGUGUACAUGUGUGCGUUUGUCCAGUUUUUGUGUGAGCGUGUGUGAAGUGAUAGUGUAUGUUUCACCUGCACCUUCGUCCCAGCUGGUCGGUGCGUGAGUGAGACGUGCGUGCCAGUGACACUGUUUUCUCCGAAACCCUGCUGCCAAGAUCUCACCGACGCCAUCAAUGAUAAUGUCACGUAGGAAGCAGUCCAACCCAAAGCCACUUCUUCAGAAAAGAGACGAUGAGGAAGCCGGUGGUGAUGAACAGUCCCAGCAGCAGCAAACACAAAGCACAGCGGAGGAAAACGGUGAUAGCAACAGCACAAUAGGAAGCAACAGUGCAAACAGCAGCAGCAGCAGCAGCAACAGCAGUGGCAGUAAUCACAGCAGCAGAAGUAACAGCCGGGCCGAAAUGAACGGCGGUGGAAUGGAGGGAGGAGGCAGUGCACAGGACACAAAACCACCCUGCCCCGAGACGGAAAUGGGGGCGAGCGAGCGGGGUAGUGCAUCACCGCACCGGACGGCGACGGACGAACGUUGCGAAACGCCGGCGGAUGAAACGAUGCCGCUGCGCGAAAUCAAGCAGGAACCGAACGCAGAGCAGGAAGCGGCACGGCACGACCAUCGGCCGGGAUCGAGCAGUUCCUCCUCCCACGGGGCACCGCACACACCGUCCCCGACGCCGAUGCCGAUGCUGCGCCUGAACGUGGCCCUGGCCGCCGAUCCGGCCGCCAACCCGGACGCGAAGGAUCUCAAGAACCUCAGCGAUGCCGAGGCGGCCCUCGAGGAGAAGCAAUCUCAGCAGCUGCACCAGCAGCAGCACGCACUCAACAUGGCGAUCGGAGGACCUCCGCCACCGCCCGCCCUUCAGCAGCUGGCCAGCAGCACACCGCCCGCCCUGCUCGCCCGCAAACCGAAGGAGCUGGCCCUGCCGGUCGAGCUACCCCCGCGGCUUCCCAUGUUCAUCUGCGGCCCGUGCGGCAUUCGCUUCUCGUCCGCGUCGACGCUCGAGGCGCACCAGACGUACUACUGCUCGCACCGUAAAGAUGCGGACGAGGGGGGUGGUGGUGGGGGUGGUGGAGCGGGCGCCGGUGGAACGGGAAACAGUGGAGCGAACGCCACCGUCACUGGCGGGCCUUCGUCGGGCGGCGUAAAGAACGCACAUCCAGGCGGCGAGGGUGGUGAGCAACCGCCGGCAAAGGCGCUCAAGACGGGCAAACAGUACGCCUGCUCGCAGUGCUCGUACAGUGCGGACAAGAAGGUGUCGCUGAACCGGCACAUGCGCAUGCACCAGUCGUCGCCCUCGCCGUCCCCGGUCGGUGCGAUCGUGAACGGAGACGAAGCGAUCGUGCUCGCUAACCACCAUCAACAGCAGCAGCAGCACCAGCAGCAGCAGCAGCAGCUACAGCUCAUCCAGGCGCAAGCUGUUGCGGCUGCCGCUGCCGUGCUACACCAACAGCAGCAGCAGCAGCAGCAAGGCCAGCAGCCGUCACAAGGCCCCGCGCCACAGGUCGACCGCUACUGCUCGGACUGUGAUAUACGAUUCUCCAGCACCAAGACAUAUCGGGCGCACAAGCAACACUACUGCAGCUCGCGCCAUCGGGAAGGCAAUCAGUCAAACAACUCCACACCCAAGCCGGCGUCGGCACCGAAAUCGGGCUCGCAAAGCCCGCCGGACGUGCCGAAAACGCCACCGGUCGGGUCGGCGGCCGCAGCGGCCGCCAGCAGUCAGCAACCGUUCCUGGCGUUGCCCACCAACCCGAUCAUCGUGAUACCGUACUCGCUGAUUCGGGGCGCGAGCGUUAUUCCGGGACUGCUCUCAUCGCUCGCACCAGGCGUGGCCAAUCCCGAGUCGGCUUGUUUCAUCCUACAGAACGGCAGCCUGCAGCCAAUUGCGAUGUCGCUCGCGUCCCAGGUGCAAGCCGUUACGGCCGCCAUCGUGCCGAGCGGGUUCGAAGGGCUGAUCGGAUCGUCCGGUGGUCCAGCAGCAACGCGGCCAGGAAUAAGCAGCGGCAACCAGCAGCAAACGCACCAACAGCCCGCCCAGCCACCUUCUCGCGGACCCACACCGAACAUAUCGAACAGUAGCGACAACAAUAGCGUACACAGCGGCUCCGGUGGUGGAGGGCCUGCUUCCAGCACCGGGGAAGUACUGAAAGCGAUCAACAAGCGAGAAAACUCCGCCAACAGAGAUGCUCCGACCGGUUCCACGCCGUUGGAUCUUUCCGUGCGUCGCCUCUCGCCCGGUGCCAUCGGUAGCUUAAGUUUGCGCGAGCGAUCGCUCUCGCUGUCGUCCGCCGUUUCCGCCGACCCGCGGCUCGACUUUGACAGUCUGAUGGAGGGCAAGGAGAAUCUGUCCGUCAGCGGCGACUCGCUCACACCGGAACAGAUCGUCUGUGCGCCGUCCCUUCCGGGCAGUCCGCCGCUAACUCCUUCCCCGAAGCGUCGCUCUAACAGUCCCCGAGGAGGUGGUGGUGGCGGUGGUGUCCCUCCUCCCGUCUCUAACGCCACUACAGCGGCAGCUGUAGCGGCUGCUGCUCAUGCGGCUGCCGCCGCCGGUCAACACGGACUUGGCGGCCCAGUCGGAGGCUUAUCCCUCUCACCGCUAACACUCCAGCAGCAGCUGAUGCGACCGCUGCUCCCGGCGGACAUUGCCCUGCGCCUCUCGGCCGUCGGUGAUCCGGGCGUCAAUCUGAACCUCAACAUCCUGCCCAACACUCACCCGCUGCUGACGAAGCAAAGCGUCGAGCUGGCCCUGCGGCUCUCCUCGUCCGCCGGUGUCCCUGUCGGCGACGGGGGACUAGCGAAGCCACAGAUUUCUCCCCUGCUGAACAGCAUCUCGCCGACCGGGUCGGUGGGCGGUGGGGGACCGGCCGCUGCCGUACUGGCGGCUGCCGCCCAAACGCCGCAAAUCUUCGUCAAGCAGGGCGACUCCAAGUGCAAGGAGUGUAACAUCGUGUUCUGCAAGUACGAGAACUAUCUCGCCCACAAGAAGCACUACUGCUCCGCCCGCAACCAGGACGGCGGUGGCGAUGGGGAGCUGCCCAAGGUUAGUCCACCGAUAUCACCGCAAGCGAUGGGUGGUGGUGGUGGUGGUGGUGCUGGAGGCGGUGGAGUAUCGUCGGGGGGCAGUCCGGCCAUUGGUGUAGGAGCGGUUGCGUACCAGCAGCUGAUCUGUGCGGCGUGCGGCAUCAAGUUUACGUCGUUGGAUAAUCUCAGCGCGCAUCAGAUGUACUACUGCCCGAAGCGUAUCGAUGCCACGCUGCCAGUGAGCGCCACAACAACGACGGUGGUGACAGCGCAACCGCACAAGGAACGCUGCUCGAAGUGCAAAAGCAUGCACGAGCCGGGCCAACCGUGCACGGUGGCCGGGCACGGCGCCUACAAGUGUCCGAUCUGUGAGGUCAUCAGCCCGAACUCGACCGAGGCACGGCGCCACAUGGAUACGCACGGUGGGGUGAAAGCGUUUCGCUGCACGAUCUGCCGGUACAAGGGCAACACGUUACGCGGCAUGCGCACCCACAUCCGGAUGCACUUUGACAAGAAGACGAACGAAUUCAAUGAGGAAAACUUUAUCACCUGCAUACUGGAGGAGGACGGUAUUGAGAUACCGCCGGCCGGCGCACAGAAUGCAGCCGCCAUGGCCGCAGCCGCUGCAGCCGCCGCCGCCCAUGCGCUCGCCUCGCAGAAGAGUUUUGCGCCACCACCACCCUCGGAAGCGGACGGGGUGGCACGCAUCUCACCACCAACGGCCGGCAAUGGGCAAUCGGUGCGGCACCACUGUGAGUUUUGCCCGUACAGCUCAAGCUAUCGCGUGAAUGUGGCCAAACAUAUCAAGCACGUGCACGGCCGGGACGGGCCUUCGCCCGGUAGUUCGCCCCUGAUCGGCGAGGGAGGUGAAUCGCUGCUGUACAACGGUACCGGACCGGUGGCAGGAGACUCGAGCAGCGUCAUCGCACGGCCACCGAUCGCCGUCACGCCCGGUCUAACCAUGGCCAAUAGUCAAGUGAUCAAAACGGAACCAAAGGACGAAGCGGGCCACGCGCCCAGCCCGGACGCACCGGACGCGCUCGACAUCAACGUGGACAUCGUGCUGGAGGAGCCGCCGGCGAUCAAGAGCGAAGUGUUCGAUCCGCACAUGCCGUCGCUCAACUCACCGCUCACUUCGCCGGUCACUCCCUCUCCUCCUGCUGCUGGUGCGGCUCCGGCAGCAGUGCCAUCGACCACCGUGAAACAGAAAUCUCACCCCACCAACGCCGCCAGCUCACCGGGGGGCCGGACGGAGCACGGCAUUAAAACGCCGUCACCGCCGGUGGAAGUGUCGGCCGGUGGUUCGACCCAGCUGCCACCCGGGCCCAAGUACUGCGACACGUGUGAUAUUACCUUCAACUACACCAACACGUACAUUGCGCACAAAAAGUUCUACUGCAAGGCGGCAGUGGCAGCAGCGGCGGCAGCGGCAGCAGGGACAGCAAGUGCAUCCGCCGGGUCCGGCGUUGGUCGGCGCAGUGCAUCCGCUUCACCGAGCCGGGCAGCAUCGACCAGCCCGGCCGUCACCGUGGCCGUGAAUCGGGCGACGGAAACGUCCGUUUAAGGAAGGGUUGAUCGAGCAUUAUCAUGUGUAUACGGUUUAAGUUUAGUCAGAAUUACAGAAGGCAGUGCGAGAGAGAGAGAAAGAGAAAGAGAGAGACACUUACCCAUAGGAGGUCUCGCUCGAUCGUUCUCGCUCGCUGCUGUCGGACGGUUCCUUAAAGGAAGUAGUGCAUUUCCCAGGAAAUAAAAACGGGCAAACGUGUGUUGUAUGUAAAGCCGGAAUCUAACUGGUAUCGAGGGUUUUUGUAGGCAAACUAGGGAGGGAAAACGACAGUUUUUUCGACUGAAAAAUGUAUUCCCAUUGGACUUAGAGGUGUAUUCCCAUUGGACUUUGGAUCCUCGUAGAAAGGCGUAGAGAGGAAUGUUUCCAAAAAAACGAAAUACUUGCGCUAAAUUCUGCUCAAAAUCUCCAAUUGGAAACAAAACAAAAAAACGCACACCAGCACCGAACGUUUAUUUAAAUGAAUCAAUUUAAGCUUGUUGUUUUCUGUUGAGAUCCUACGAAAUCCUUCUCUAAAUCUCUCUCACCGCUCAUCCUCCCAAAAUUCUUCUCCUUCUCUUGUAGUGCGAAACUAUAGAACUGGGGACAAUUGUGUAGUUCAAUUAAUUAAUUAAUGCCACCCCGGAAUUGUUUAUAAGCGCCCAACUUUAAGCGAAGUACCAUUAAAGCCUGAGUUUACCAAAGUGUUUAUCGUUUAUCGUCGUACGUGUAUAGUUUUGUGUGUUGUAAAGCAAACGCACAAACAAAUCACCACUAUCAGAUAACUGUCUGUUUGUGUAUAUAUAUAUAGGAAACAGGAGCAAAAGUACUGUUUAGCGCGCCAUCAUUAUAUGUUAAGCGGAGCUGGUUUGUUUUUAAUUGCUAUAUAUGCAUUUAAAAGCGCGUAACAGCCAUAAAGUAGCCGUGUUUCGCACUGGGUCGCGUGUAGUCUGCAAGGGGAAGCCGGGGGGGGGGAGAUUAGUGUAAAUGUUAAAUGUACACAGUAAACGAAUAAACGACAACAAAUUAUAAGGCUGGAUUUAAAACAACACAAACCCCUAUUACUUACUUAAAAUGAACCUUUUUUCUGUGCAAUCGAUGCGCAUCGUCCUGUGUCGCUAAUGCGUGCCCUUCUCCAAACUAACGGUCUCCCGGCCCAGACCAGAGCUGCAACCUGAUAUCGGAAGCUGAGAUAUUGAAUUUUGCAACAUAAUCACUCGUGGUGGUGGUAGCUCGUUGUAGUGUGUGUGUUGUUGUGUAUUUCCUAAAGCUCUCGAACGGAAUUUCGAAAUAAAAUGUAAUGUAAGCCCAUUUAACCGCAGUGGCGCAGCCAUCCUUCACAGCCAUAUAUACGGGAACGGGAGAUCAGGUGGCAAUGUGUACAGUAAAGCCGCAUAUUAUAAAAAAAGAAACACUUCAUCCACUGAAAAGGAGGGGAGAGAUACUGAAAAGAAAUUGAAUGUGAUGAUAUCAAUCAAAUAAACAUACGCCGCAUAUUAAAACAGCGCAUGAAGCUUUGGAGAGAAGGAGAAAAGAGAAGCGAAAGAAUGUGUAAAUAACAAUUAAAAGUGAAUAUCAACUUAAGCAAACAAACAAAAACAAUAAAACACUUUCUCAAUGUGUGUCUUGGUAUGGGUGUUUGUGCGUGCAAAAAGAAAAGGUAAAAUUACGCACGAGCAUAGCAACAACAACAAAAAACAGUCAGUAACUUUAUGCAAUACACAAAAUUGGGGGAAAAUUGGGAGAAAACUUACAGAGCGCAGACACACACACGGCAUACGAACCUUAGUAGCAGAAGCGGAAAUUGACAAUAACAUAUUUGUUCACUACUUCAUCGUGGUAGGCGAUGGAUGGCCACGUGCCACCACCCCACGGCGUGCUGAUUGCGCGGCGGAUGCUGAUGCGCGUGCUUCUCGUGGUGCGCACGUGGUGUGCGCACAGAGGUAAGCAGAUCUGUAGUAUGUUAGCGUUUAGUGUAAAAGCAGUUGGUAGUAGUUGUAGCACACGCAAAAUAAAGCUAUCCCAAAACUAAUGAACUUACAAGCGAGCACAAGCAUUAAUGGUAUGAUUGGAGGGGGGAUGAAAGGGAACCACUUCUCUUAGCCAGUGCCAAGGGAAUGCCUCUUUUGCUCUCUACAACCCCAUCUUCGGAUAGACCCCUUGUCCUCAGUAGCAGAAUGUUUAAGGAAAACUUUCGAGGAAAUUCCACAGCCCUCGUCAAACGCAAGAUCACCCCCCACUUAAUGGCAAUGUUAAAAUAAACCCCCCAUUUUUCUCGGAGAUUGAAAAAUAAAACGCAACACUAAGUAUGUGGAUUAAACAGAA
Messenger RNA from Anopheles arabiensis, 7920 nucleotides. RefSeq names its product zinc finger protein ush (gene ush). The record is from RefSeq and is a predicted model, not a curated record. NCBI's taxonomy places the organism in Eukaryota, Metazoa, Arthropoda, Insecta, Diptera, Culicidae. Gene Ontology annotation, cellular component: nucleus. Gene Ontology annotation, biological process: positive regulation of transcription by RNA polymerase II; cell differentiation; negative regulation of transcription by RNA polymerase II. The transcript has 9 exons. Gene Ontology annotation, molecular function: RNA polymerase II-specific DNA-binding transcription factor binding. Bases 1207 to 5616 code for a protein of 1469 amino acids.